This is a messenger RNA of Sinocyclocheilus anshuiensis, 803 nucleotides long. RefSeq names its product small lysine rich protein 1 (gene smkr1). The record is from RefSeq and is a predicted model, not a curated record. The transcript is spliced from 2 exons. The coding region runs from base 450 to 710 and encodes 86 amino acids. Lineage: Eukaryota; Metazoa; Chordata; Actinopteri; Cypriniformes; Cyprinidae.
UUGGUUAUUUUAAUUUUUUUCUUUCUAGUUAUUAGAAUAUUCAGGAAGGUUCCUGUUCCUCAGUUUAUGAAUAUCACUCCUAAGUCUUACCGUAUGAUCAGAUACAUGUACUCAAACAGUGCAGGUUCAUGUGGGGGGUCACAGCAAAAAAGAUCCUGGUCUGACCUGAAAAGCCAGUUGGUGGAUGAGUCCCAUGUAAAAGCUCCCAUGACCCGUCACUAGGACAACCCUAGAUAAACAACAGCACACAACAAAGACCUCAUAAACGAGGAACAAAUUGGAGAGGAACGGCAGCUUUUGGAUAGAAUUUCUGUUGAAGCUGAUUGCAAAAUGAGUUUAAAAUCUAGGAAAGCAUUACCUUACAUGCAUUGAUAAGGGUCAGUUCACAGUUUUUCCGGAGCAAGUGUAUUCAAGCGUCUAACUAUUGUGUGAGCGGAAGGCACUAAAUAAUGCCUUCAGGUACCAAAAAGUCAAGAUCUCAAAGUUCCAAGCCUGCAGCAAAGAGCAAAAGGAAGCGCUCUUCCAAGAAGAGGUCUGUCAGUGCCAAAUCCUCUAAGACAGAUGUGGAUAUUCUGAGUCCAGCUGCCAUGGAGAACGUCUACUACAUCUCCCAUAAUGCAGUGGACUGCUUGGAGUUCAGAGGAUUUGGCUGGACUGGAGCCACCAAGAAGAAAGGAAAAAAGGGCAGAAAACAAAAGAUAAAAAAAUGAAAACUAAAUAUAAGUGUUCAUGCUUGACUUAAAAGGAUACAUUAUUUAGUUUAGUUAAGAUGGAUAUUUAUCUCAACAAAUUUUAAGUUGUCA